Menidia menidia (Atlantic silverside) is the source of this 1131-nucleotide messenger RNA. The record is from the annotation of a GenBank genome assembly. NCBI's taxonomy places the organism in Eukaryota, Metazoa, Chordata, Actinopteri, Atheriniformes, Atherinopsidae.
AUGCGGUUCAACCCGGACGCCUCGGUGUGGGUGGCCAAGCAGCGCAUCCUGUGCACGCUCAACCAGACGCUGAAAGACGUGCUGAACUACGGCCUGUUCCAGCCGGCCGGCGACGGGAGGGACGGCAAGUUCCUGGACGAGGAGCGCGUCCUCCGGGAGUACCCUCAGCCAAUCAGCAAGGGCUUCCGAUACAAGAGCAGAGUGUACCGACAGCCCAAUAUUGACGAGAAACAGAUCGCCAAGCUCCACACGAAGGGCAAUCUGAGGAAGUUCAUGGACCUCGUUCAGCACAACCAGGUGGACAAAGUGGCCAAGCUGCUGGAGAGGGGCUUCGAUCCCAACUACCACGACGGGGACACCGGCGACGGCAUGACGGCGCUCCACAAGGCCGCCAGGUCCAAGAACCAGGUGGCUCUGAUGACGCUGCUGGAGCUGGGCGCCUCUCCGGACUACAAGGACAGCCGCGGCCUGACGCCGCUGUACCACAGCGUGGUGGUGGGGGGCGACCCGGGCUGCUGCGAGCUGCUGCUGAACCACCACGCCACCGUCGGCUGCCAGGACGAGAACGGCUGGCACGAAGUGCACCAGGCCUGUCGUCAUGGCCACGUGCAGCAUCUGGAGCAUCUGCUGUUCUACGGCGCCGACAUGAGCGCCCAGAACGCCUCCGGGAACGCCGCCCUGCACAUCUGUGCCCUGAUAAUUGCGCCAGGGUGCUGCUCGCGCGCGGAGCCGACAAGGAAGUUUCAUAGGGCCCAGAGCCUGAAGCCUGAAGCUCAGUUCGACCAAACUAACCCAAACCGGGUUCUUUCGGAGCUCGAGGCGUUCCGCGAACCCAGGACCCCGCGAGCUCGCUUCACCGGCAGGAAGGAGCGCGUGCGCUCGCGCGAGCAGCAGGAUGGAGACGGGCGCGCUGUGUGGGUCACGCACGCGCUGGGAAAAUGCCAGCAGCGGCGGAGGGAGAAACUCUGCUGCCCCCUGGUGGACAUCGCCCGGAAAAGCGGCCGAAUUCUGUCAGUGGCGAUUAUUGCUGGAAACUUUGAGCUCGCAGAGCUCAUCAAGAACCACAAAGACUCCGAUAUAGAAGAGGAAGAGCUGAGCUCUGAGAGUGAGAGAAGAGGCGGACGUGGCUGA